Clarias gariepinus (North African catfish) is the source of this 2923-nucleotide messenger RNA. RefSeq names its product LIM domain kinase 1b (gene limk1b). NCBI's taxonomy places the organism in Eukaryota, Metazoa, Chordata, Actinopteri, Siluriformes, Clariidae. Gene Ontology annotation, biological process: actin cytoskeleton organization; protein phosphorylation; positive regulation of stress fiber assembly. Gene Ontology annotation, molecular function: protein serine/threonine kinase activity; ATP binding; protein binding. Gene Ontology annotation, cellular component: nucleus; cytoplasm; neuron projection. Bases 532 to 2373 code for a protein of 613 amino acids. The transcript has 15 exons. The record is from RefSeq and is a predicted model, not a curated record.
UAGUCAUUUUGCAGUUAAUUCAUGUUGUGUAACAGGAAAUGGUUUACAUAUUCAGUUCUUCAAGUCACAUCCUGUUAAUGCUGUACAUUAUUCUAAACUUCGACCUAGACGCCUUGUUUACCAGACUGUACAUUCCCUUUGCAUGUUUUUGCGUGGAACACACGAAUCAGAUCCAGCUUGUCUCUCGCUCUCUGUCGUCUCUCCACCUCUUUUUCCAAAAGACUCCCACUGCGACACAAAAACAUGACACAGACCAGAGAUACUAUCUAAUCACACACUGGGAUGGUGGGUCAUUCUAGUUCUCUUGAACAAAGCUGUUUUCUGGUUUUGUUUUUUUCCCCCCGGAAAACGGCUAUUUUGGGGAACAUUUAUGUGAGAGAACUACACAUGGGAGGAGACCGGUGACAUUUAACCCGAGAUUACAACAAGAAGAAAGAGCGCGGUCUGUUUUCAAUCUACUGUGAGCGGAAGCACAUUGAUGCACUGAAGAGGUUUUGAAAGUUUCUGUGUCGGGCUGGGUUUGGGUGAGAGAUGAAAGGAAUAUCAAUGAGAAGGUGCUGCGAGUGUAACUGUGCACUCUCUCACUGGUACUAUGAACGAGAUGGACAGUAUUUCUGCAAAAAGGACUACUGGGCCCGCUUCGGAGAACGGUGUUGUGGAUGCUCAGAGAUCAUCACUACCGGUGUCAUUAUGGUGGCGGGAGAGCGCAAAUAUCACUCCGAAUGUUUCAUCUGUGAACAAUGCAGCACGUUCAUUGGAGAUGGGGAUUCAUACACUUUAGUGGACCAUUCCAAAUUAUACUGUGAGCACUGUUUUUAUCAUCGUGUAUCAGCGAGGCAUCCCGGGGCAGGAUGCUCCAGGCUUCCUCACACCGUGGCGUUGGUGUCAUUUCCUCCUUCAGCAGAAAGCAGGAAAGGUCUCUCGUUCAGCGCGGAUCAGUGCCCCGUCAACGGAAACACUCCCAUUAUCAAAGUAUCUCAGUUCGAUAAGUCAAAGACCAGCCCCGAAAUGAAGGAAAUGAUUCACGUUGGAGACACUGUUCUUGAAAUCAACGGAAUUUCCGUCCAAAACAUUCCACUGGAUGAGAUUGACUCGCUGAUCCAUGACCUCGAGCACUGCCUGAAACUUACUGUUGAGCACAACCCUGAUGACCUUCCAGGUCAGCAGGAUCAAACUAGUCUGUUGGACGAGGAAGCAGACCAACCAGGGAAAUUGGACUUCGUCCCGUCUCACAACCUCGGCACCCGCCAUCGCUCCAAACACGUUAUGCGCAGUUGCAGCAUUGAAAAAAGCCCAUGUUCACACGGCCACCUGCCGCUGCUCUCUCACAGAAGAAACAUUAACCGUUCCGAAUCGUUGCGUGUCGAUUCAGUUGACAAAACAGAGCGCAUUUUCCGUCCCUCAGACCUCAUAUACGGGGAGGUUCUUGGCAAGGGCUGCUUCGGACAAGCCAUCAAGGUGGUACAUCAGCAAACAGACGAGGUCAUGGUGAUGAAGGAACUUCUUCGUUACGAUGAAGAGACUCAGUCAACGUUUCUCAAGGAGGUAAAAGUGAUGCGCUGUCUGGAUCAUCCAAACGUCCUGAAGUUUAUUGGAGUUCUUUACAAAGACAAGAGAUUAAACUUCAUCUCGGAGUUCGUGCAAGGAGGAACUCUUAGGGAAACCAUACAGAAAAUGAGCAGUGAUCAUCCAUGGAAACUGAGAGUAAGCUAUGCAAAGGACAUUUCUGCAGGAAUGGCCUACCUGCAUUCCAUGAAUGUGAUCCAUCGAGAUCUGAACUCACACAACUGCCUUGUCAGAGAGAACGGUUCUGUCGUAGUGGCAGACUUCGGGUUGGCCCGACUCCUGAAAGAGGAAAAACCUCAGACAAAGUCAUCUUCUCCUGAGCAAGCAUCGAAAAUAAGUAAAUCACAUAGGAAAAAAAGGUAUACAAUAGUGGGGAACCCCUACUGGAUGGCACCUGAGAUGAUCCGAGGCAUUAGCUAUGAUGAACGUGUUGAUAUCUUCUCCUUUGGAAUCAUUCUCUGUGAGAUUAUUGGCAGAGUGUACGCUGAUCCAGACUAUCUCCCCCGCACUAUGGAAUUCGGACUAGGCGUCAAAGAAUUUCUAAAGAGCUACCAUCCUGCAGAAUGUCCGUCAGCCUUCUUUCCACUUGCAACUCUUUGCUGUGACACAGAAUCUGAAAAACGGCCCUCAUUUGUAAAGCUAGAAGAAUGGCUACAAAGCUUGCUGAUGCAUCUGGACAUCAGACUUCCUCUAAUGUCAGAACUGGAUAAGGUGCAGAAAGCUUUUUGGACAGCCCAUAACGAAUUUCAGCAUGAAAAUGGUUUCCAGUCUGGACAAAAAGAAACGCGAGUGUCGGAUCAGGAGUGAUGCUCAGGGUAUGAUUCGUUCCUGUGCUGGAGGAACCCGUGGAGAAGCCAAGAACAAAGCUGUGAAUGGACAAUUCGCUCAUGGAUGUGGUCAUUUCAGAACAAUCCUGUGGCCAUUUUUCAAAAAUACUUGUAGCAAUUGAAUUUAGCAUUAUUAAAGGAGCCUGUAGCCAUAGUGAUAUGGAACGUAGUAAGUGAACAAAUUUACCAAGUUGUCUAAGAAAUGCUGAUCAAGCUAAGGGAAAUACUGGAGAUUUUACAGAAUCUUUCUCUGGGUAUUGUAUUAAGUAAUUUAUAAAAAUGUGAAUUAUUGCAUAAAACCAGGUACAAACUGGCUGAUAUUGUACAGGUUUUACUUUAGUUUUUAAAGUUGGCUGAGAUCUACACAUAAUUUAUUUAUAUAAGCAAUGUGUAGUUAUUUCUACAGACACAGUAAGUUAAGUGCAGUAUUUUUUUUUUUACCUCUCCUAAACUUAUACAGUGGAUAAAUUUUUCUGAAAAUUUUCAGGAUGUAAAAAUAAAACCAGUUUUUUUUUUUUAAAUAUGCGCCU